CGGUGCGAGAUGGAAAGCUUUACACCCGAAAUAUCCAGUAUUUGUCGGUUUUGUUUGAGCCAAAAUGAGAAACUUCUCAUACCAGUUAGCAAAGCGUUAAAUACUUCACUCGCCAUUGAAGAUGUAGAGCGGUUUACCGGUAUUCAGAUUAAACCGUACAAUUUAUCAGUGUACAUGAUGUGUUUCGAUUGUACGCGAAAGCUGAAAAAGUCUGCCGAAUAUCGGGAGUCAUGCAUAAGUAAUGAUAUACUGUUUUAUGAGCUGUUUGGCAAACUUGAAAACGACGAAUCCUGCGAUGACUACGAAGGUGCUCACUCUUCAAAGACGGAAACAUUUACGAUUGAAUUGGUCCUUCCACACAAUGCGUCCUCGGAGCAAACACAGCUCGAAGAGCAGCGAGAAGAAAUCAGUGGAAACAGUACAUCGAACGACGAGGACGAAACUACAGAAAUACCACAUCAGCAGCACGACGGAUUGGAAGUGGAAAAAUAUGAAACAGUUAAUACAUGUUUCAGUGACGAGGAACAGCAUGAAAAGGCUGAAAAUUCAUUUACCACGGCACGGUCGAAUGGCGCGACCGGUAGAAAUCCUGCCCGGCAUGCUACCAAGAGAAUGAGUAAAGUGGGUGAGUCGGGUACGAACCUUUCGAGAAACUACAUUCGUGCGAAGCAGCUUUGCGUCACCUGCGGUAAGUUGGUGAACAAUUUAGCUCGCCACCAGCAAAGCCACACGCUGGAAACGAAACGUGCCUGUCCACACUGUCCGGUGGAAAUGGUGGAUCAUUCGAACUUGCUGCGUCACAUAGAGGCUGUCCAUUUGAAGAAGAUUGUAAAAUCUUGCGAAAAAUGUGGCAAAGGUUUCACGCACAACAAUACGUACAAAUCGCACAUGCGUUCACAACACGGCAUUGGAGAAACACACAAAUGCAUACAUUGUCAAAAGGAAUUCAACCAUCCUGGUGGUUUGCGGGACCAUUGCAAACGAUUCCACAGCAAUGUGUUCAACUUCGGCUGUACGACGUGCGGUAAACGUUUUAAACUCAAACAGGAACUGAGAGUGCACGAAAGGGUUCACUCGGCGGAAAAACCUUACUCGUGCAGCUUGUGUCCAAAGCGUUUCAAAAGUGGUUUUGCUAAGAAAACGCACGAACUUACGCACAGUGGGGUUAGCUUCGAAUGUACUAUCUGCAACAAAUCGUAUCGCUACAAAGCGCUUCUCAGUAUGCACUGCAGAAAAAUGCACCCAGAAGAACAGCCAACGGGAGAUCAGGCUAACCAGGAAAUUAAACCGACCGUAACCGUUUACGUAGGUUCUGGAAACGAAUAAUUUGCCUUUUUUGGAUGAGGUGCUUAAAAUAAGUUUACAAACUUUGACGAGAAUCGAACGAGAUACUGUUUGAUGAUGAAUAUGUAUUUAUCAAGAGGAGAUAUACUUAAAAAUCAUUUAUUCAAGAUAUUCCCGAACCGAUCAUGCUUUGCCAAAAUGUGAUGAACAAUAUUUGAUUUUUGUUUUUAAUAUUCUGACUGUAUAUCUCCGCCUAAGCUGAUAUAAAUUUCAUAACCGAAAAACAGAACAAAAUCUUACUGUCUUUGUACCAUGCCGUGAACGGAUAAAAUGGCUUAUAAUUUAUGCAGAAAAGCUGUUAGUUUGUGGGACAAAUUUUAAAUGUUUUCAUGAGUAUAACAACAAAUCUUCUAAAUAAAACUAUCAACAUGGCAAUUCAUUAAAA
Molecule: messenger RNA, 1729 nt
Organism: Anopheles funestus (African malaria mosquito)
Lineage: Eukaryota; Metazoa; Arthropoda; Insecta; Diptera; Culicidae
Product: zinc finger protein 596-like
Exons: 4
Coding region: 10-1326 (438 amino acids)
Biological process (GO): regulation of transcription by RNA polymerase II
Cellular component (GO): nucleus
Molecular function (GO): DNA-binding transcription factor activity, RNA polymerase II-specific; zinc ion binding; RNA polymerase II transcription regulatory region sequence-specific DNA binding
Source: RefSeq, a predicted model, not a curated record